AUGAUGCAGGAUGAGAUUCUUCACCAUCGUCUCAAAGGUUCUGAUGGGCUGAAUGAUUUGAUUGCAACCACAGAAAAGCUCCUGGAACCUUUCCCCUGCCGUCCUCCUUCUGUCUUCACCCCGUGGUUCUUGCACUCGUCAGCUCAAUGCCCCCUGCCCAUCAGACCGGCCAAACGUGCCCCCGUCAUCAAUGCGGCACGUGUAAAGUGUCGCCAAGAGGCUUUAAACGAAGGAGUCUGCGGAACCGCAAACUUGCCGUCUGCUGACAAGAGUGUGUCCAUCGCUGCAGCGGCAGUCAAACGGUCCUGGAGUGUGUUGACUUCUAAAGACGUGCAUCAGGUGUCGCCUUCGCUCUCGAAGCGCUUCCGAUGCACCGUGUCCGUGCAUGCGCUCCACCCGCGUCAGAGGUCCAAGUGGGUCAUCAGUCGUCACAACUGCGGAGCCACACGAGACAUCGAACAGAUGUGGCGGGCUCUGAGUAGUGCCGCCCGGCAUGCCGGCUUGCCCACGUGCAACGCCAACAUCCAGCGUGAGCGGGCUGAGAUCUGGGUGUUCUGCGACGUGGCCUACUCGGAACAGGUGGGCCACUUCCUGAAGAAGCAUCUGCAGCUGUCGGGCAGCAUCAGGCUGUGUGUGCACAAGCUCGGAGAAAUCUUUAGCUUGUAGCGAGCCGUUCAUCGCCACGGUGGCUCAUUCGGACAUUUUCAGAAGUAUUCACAUGAAUUCAUUUUAUCGUAAUAUUUUUCACUUGUGUAUGUGUAAAUAAAGGUUUAUUCAAAAGUA
Molecule: messenger RNA, 783 nt
Organism: Syngnathus typhle (broad-nosed pipefish)
Lineage: Eukaryota; Metazoa; Chordata; Actinopteri; Syngnathiformes; Syngnathidae
Gene: shld3
Exons: 2
Coding region: 1-666 (221 amino acids)
Biological process (GO): positive regulation of double-strand break repair via nonhomologous end joining; positive regulation of isotype switching; negative regulation of double-strand break repair via homologous recombination
Source: RefSeq, a predicted model, not a curated record